GGGGCUGAUCUGAGCAAGCCACCAUGUCGAAAAGCAAAGGACAUACGGAAAGAAAGAAAACUGCAGAAACUCCUUCAGAACCAGAUGUGCACAUUUGAAAGCUCUCAACUUCAAGAACAAGAUCAAGUUUUCCUCUCGCAAAACUCUAAAUCUAAAACAAACCAACCCAAAACCAUUGAAGACUUCAUUUUUGUCUCUUUACCUGAUGAUGCACGACACAAAUUAGAGGUGAAGGUGGUGAGAUCAUCUCCACCAAGUUCACAGUUCAAAGCCACAUUUCAGGAGUCUUACCAGGUCUAUAAACGUUACCAGAUGGUUGUUCACAAGGACCCACCUGAUAAACCAACUAUAAAUCAGUUCACGCGAUUCCUCUGUGAUUCUCCUCUGGAGGCAGAGAAUGCACCAAAUGGACCUGAAUGUGGCUAUGGUUCUUUCCACCAGCAGUAUUGGCUGGAUGGGAAGAUAAUUGCUGUCGGUGUAAUUGAUAUCCUGCCCUACUGCGUGUCCUCCGUCUAUCUGUACUACGAUCCAGACUAUUCUUUCUUAUCUUUGGGAGUCUACUCUGCAUUACGGGAAAUUGCUUUUACUAGGCAACUUCAUGAAAAAGCUCCUGAUCUCUGUUUUUAUUACAUGGGUUUCUACAUUCAUUCAUGCCCCAAAAUGAGAUACAAGGUUUGCAUGUUUGUGGAACUGUUGCUUAGUGACAGUGAUAACGUGCCUUCGUGGUCUUGGCUGUACUUGGGUUUUUCCUCUUUGUUCCUUGUUAGAGAUAGGGGACUUGCUCUGCCGAUGAAACCA
Messenger RNA from Balearica regulorum gibbericeps (East African grey crowned-crane), 798 nucleotides. The record is from RefSeq and is a predicted model, not a curated record. Lineage: Eukaryota; Metazoa; Chordata; Aves; Gruiformes; Gruidae.